Molecule: messenger RNA, 396 nt
Organism: Striga asiatica
Lineage: Eukaryota; Viridiplantae; Streptophyta; Magnoliopsida; Lamiales; Orobanchaceae
Source: the annotation of a GenBank genome assembly
AUGGCUUUGUGCACAGAACAUAGUCCCACAUCGAAUUCGAACAAUUACAAAAGUCAGAGAAGAAAACAGGCAACAAACCACACACUUCAUUUCCCCCAAACCAAAAGGAAACACUCACAUCACAUACAAUUCUUCAAAGAAUCCCCAGCACCCUGGAAAAAACAGCACGAUAGCGCGAAAUCCGCAAUGAAAAUCCCGACCAACGACACCACCACAGCCGAAGUAGUCGACUCCCCCACACCCUUGGCCCCACCCAUAGUCGUCACCCCCCACGCGCAGCUCACCACCGAUAUAAUCCCACCGAAAACCCCCGACUUUAUCAUGGAGCUCACAAUGUCCCACGACCUCAAAGCCCGUCUAGCCGAAUUAAAUAUUAUAUUAAUACUCACCCCAUAA